Phyllotreta striolata is the source of this 3201-nucleotide messenger RNA. Lineage: Eukaryota; Metazoa; Arthropoda; Insecta; Coleoptera; Chrysomelidae. The record is from the annotation of a GenBank genome assembly.
AUGGCAUUAGUGACUGUGCAGAGGAGUCCCAGUUCCAAUAAUUCGCCGAACGAAGAAAACUCAACAUUUGAAGAUGAUAUCGACUCGAACAAGAAUCCAAAAAGCCUCAGCGAAUGCUACUUCGCCGGCAAAGGGACGGCCCUGGUCCUGCCGGAGGCGGACGCCGCCUCCAAGGCGCCCGGCGCCCUUUCCGUCACACACAAAUCGAACGGCCGCGCCAAUUGCGGCGCCGGCGGCGCCGGCCUCCGUUCGCAGGGCAGCAGCACCAUACAGAAGCACCUGCAGUCCAUGUUCUAUCUGCUCAGGCCCGAGGAAACGCUCAAAAUGGCCGUGAAACUGGAAAGCGUCCAUUCGGUUCGAACCAGGUACCUGGUGGUAGUGUCGAGGAUGGGCGCCCGGGGCGGCGAGGAGUCCUGCAUUUUGGGCAUCGAUUGCAACGAGAAAACCACCGUCGGGCUCGUUCUCAGGGUAUUGGCCAAUACUCGCAUCACAUUGGACGGAGACGGCGGUUUUAGCGUCAGCGUCUGUGAUAGACAUCAUAUUUUCAAACCUGUUUCCGUACAAGCCAUGUGGUCGACGCUGCAAACGCUGCACAAGGUGAGCGCGAAGGCCCGCGACCAGAACUACUUCCAAGGCGGGCUGAGCCACGCUUGGGCCGAAUACUAUGAGAACAGGAUCGAAUCGGACCGGUCCUGUCUCAACGAGUGGCACGCCAUGGACAAUCUGGAAUCGAGGCGGCCGCCGUCGCCCGAUUCGGUGCGCACCAAGCCCACCGAACGCGACGAGACCGAGAAGGUGAUCAGGGCGACGCUGAAGGAGAUCAUGAUGUCGGUGGAUUUGGACGAAGUCACCAGCAAGGUGAUCAGGAGCCGGCUGGAGGAGGAGCUGGACAUGGAUUUGGGCGAAUACAAAUCGUUCAUCGACCAGGAGAUGCUGGUCAUUCUCGGCCAGAUGGACGCGCCUACCGAAAUCUUCGAACACGUUUAUUUGGGUUCCGAAUGGAACGCUUCCAAUUACGAGGAAUUGCGAAGGAACGGUGUGGGACACAUACUGAACGUGACCAGGGAAAUCGACAAUUUCUUCCCGGGCGCGUUCGACUACCUCAACGUGCGCGUAUACGACGACGAAAACACCGAUCUACUGAAGCACUGGGACGACACGUUCAAAUACAUCACGAAAGUCAAAGAGCGCGGCUCCAAAGUGCUCGUCCAUUGCAAAAUGGGCGUCAGCCGAUCGGCCUCGGUCGUCAUCGCGUACGCCAUGAAGGCGUGCAAUUGGGACUUCGAUACGGCCCUCAGGCACGUCAAAGAGAAACGCACCUGCAUCAAACCGAACACGAAUUUCCUGUUGCAAUUGGAAACCUACCAAGGCAUCUUGGACGCCAUGAAGAACAAGGAGAAACUGCAGAGAUCCAAGUCUGAAACUAAUCUCAAACCGCCCGGCGACGGCGGCGCCAAAGGCGAUAAAAACGCUUCGAAAAACGAAACGCCGUCGGACGCGCAAACUCUAUCGAAAUCGUUCCUAACCGACGGCGUUCUAUCGGGCAGAGAACUCAGAAUCGCCGGAUCCCGUCCGAAAUCCUGGUCGCCCGACAACCAAACGACCAAAGACGCGUCGGAGGUGCCGACCAAAUCGCCUCUAUCCGUUUCCCUCGAAGACGUCAGCCAGAAAUCCGCCUCGAAGGAAUCGAUCAAACCGCUCGAAACCGCAUCGAAAUCGCAACUGGCCCGACACGUUCUCAUGCCCUGCGACAACGGCGAAACCUACAGCGUGUCGCCCAAUCAAAUCGUCCACCUGCCCGACACCAAUCCGUGCAAGUGCGUCGAACGGAAGGCCACCGUCAUGGACAUCGCCAGCCAAUUCGAGAAAACCAGUGAGGAACUGGCCAAGGCGGCCGGUUCGAAAACGGACACUUGGGACCCGGGCGAGGCGCCGCGUCUACACCGCGACAUCACCACCACCACCACCACCACCACCACCACCGACGAUACCUGUGUUAGUAGUUUAAGUGACAACCGAACGGCGUGGACGUCUUCGAUCCGCACCGGCACCGACGGCGAUCCGGACGCCGUCGAUCCGUUCUCGAAUCGCCUCGACGGCGUGUUCGAGCGCGAAGAGGACAAGAAACGGCCGGCGUCGUCGGCGUCGCGCCAGAGCUCGUGGAGUUCGUACGAUUCGGCGGUGGCGUUGGGCUAUCACCGGGAGCCGUCGGAGUUGUCGCGGCACAGCUCGUGGGGCUCGGGCGAUACUACGCGGACGGCGCCCAGCCGGAACAGCUCGUGGGGCUCGUACGACAUGCGACAGGCCAGAGGCGGCGGCGCCCACGGACGAUACAUCAACGAAAAAGAUUUGACGGAAAGCACCGUAGAAGACGAACCGAUCAAUUCCAGUGCCAUAUCGAACAAAAUCGACAUACCCGUCGACGAGCACCAGCAGGCGAUAUCGGCGAGGUUGUCGGUCAGCGCUCCGGAACCCUCUUCGAUGGAGCUCGUCCAGCCGGAGGAAUCGCUCUCGCGAUCGGCUUCGAACGUCUCCAAAGACUCGGCGGUGGUCAACACGGCGCAAUGUUCCUCCGUCAAGCGACACAAAACGUACCUGGAGAACCUGCGGAACGUCCGAACGUCGACGAGGAAGCCGGACGAUCUGCUCGACGGCGCCGCCGCCAACAACUCGGGCAAAGUGAAGAACCUGAAGAAGGAGUUUGAGGCCAAAUCGGAGCAAAUCGAUGCGGCCGAGAAGAUGACUGCGAGCCACCACCACAACCAGCAGCAGCAGCAGCUGCAGCAAUCGCAGGUGCAACCGGAGCAAAACAGCGUCGACGACGUGAACCUGCGCAACCUGAUCGGCAUGUUCGAGAGCAACGGCGAGGAGAUUGGGCGGGCGACGCGCUGCAGGAGGAAGCAGGACAACAACGUGCGGUACUCGUGCAUCGAGGUGUCGGUGAACGAGGCGCCGCGCAUCUUGCGCGCGCCGCUCGUCGCGAAUUUGCGCAGGACGAACGCGACGGCGGCGGCGGCGGAGGAGAAACGGCCGCCGGCCGGGCCGGCGUCGAGGACGGCGUCGCCGGGAUUGGUGGUGGCGGCGACGGUCAUCACGGCGGCCAAUAAGAAGAAGCAACAGCAACAGUACGGGAAGAGCCAUCCGUUGGCGAAGCUGAACGUGCCGCCCGGUCGGAAUAGUCCCGUUUACAAUACCAUGUAG